Messenger RNA from Poeciliopsis prolifica (blackstripe livebearer), 2193 nucleotides. RefSeq names its product vertebrae development associated (gene vrtn). Gene Ontology annotation, cellular component: chromatin. The record is from RefSeq and is a predicted model, not a curated record. NCBI's taxonomy places the organism in Eukaryota, Metazoa, Chordata, Actinopteri, Cyprinodontiformes, Poeciliidae. The coding region runs from base 16 to 2079 and encodes 687 amino acids. Gene Ontology annotation, biological process: regulation of transcription by RNA polymerase II. The transcript is spliced from 2 exons.
CUCAAACCUGCAGGUAUGAUCCAAAGGAAUGAGGUUGUGCUGUCCGUCCUGCGAGAGCUCCAGGAGGCCACAGAAAGCGCCGGCCUGGAUGCUGUGACCAGAGUGGCUGUGGAUGUAGAGCGGGCCCUCACUCCUUUUCAGCCCCCCAAACCCCCCUGUCAGGAUUUUGCAGAGUGGGCGCAUGUGGACAAAGCAGCCCAUGCUUUGUAUCCUGCUGAUGCACCGAGGGGUCUCCUACCUCUCAGCUGUAAUGGAGAAGGCAACUUGCUGUUUGAUGCUGUAAGUACACUGCUUGUGGGCAACACCGGACUCAGCCUGGAGCUGCAGGUGAGGACUGUGGUGGAAAUGGUGCUGUGGAAAAGAUACUACUUAUCAGGGAUGAUUGAUUCUAAGAUGAUGCUCCAAGCUGUUCGAUUCAGUCUCAGUGCUGAAGAGUCUGAAGACAUGCUGAACCUGCCCGUAGCCGUCCUGGAGGCCAUCUUUGAUGCAGAUGUGAAAGCGUCCUGCUUUCCUGGCUCCUAUGCCAACAUGUGGCAUGUUUACGCACUGUCAUCUGUCCUCCGGUUCAACAUCUAUUCCAUCUACCCCAUGUUCAACCUCAAGAUCAGACCCUAUUUCAAUCGCCUGAUACGCCCAAGAACCUGGCCUGAAGACUCGGAGCCACAAACCAUUCACAUCAUGUGGUCUGGGGACAUGCAGUCUGAGUCCUUGUUCAGGCCCAAAUACUUUGUCUCCCUGGUUCAAGCAAAUCUUCUCAUGUGCAGAAGCCCUGAAAGUGAGGAGAUGGUGUCUCCGCACAGGAGCAAGGACCAGCUGAAGCAGAAGUCGCAGUUUUCCUACUCAAGUCUGAAGGAUAAGUACAACAUCACCAAGAGGACCUUCUACCGCUGGAAGAGGCAGACGCAGGAAAACUGCAAAAAGUCCGCAGCCAGGUAUGAGGCAAAAUACUUCCUCCAGGCCUGCUUCUUGGAGGGCAAGCUCAUUCCUCUGCACCAGUUUAAGGAAUUCUUCCCAGAUAUCUCAAGGUCAUCGUACUACAACUGGAAGCAAGAGCUCUUGAAAACCGGGGGGCAUUUCUCCACAUCCUCCUCGACUGGAGAGAUUAGUCCUGGAGAGAGCACAGAGCAGGAGGUGUGGUCCUCACCCGAAACUAAGCAAGACGAGCCAGACCACCAUGACAGCGUGGCCAGCAUGUUCGGCCUUCAUCUGGGCAAGCUGGAUGCGGAGAGGGCUCAGAAUGUAGCACACAUGCAGGAAGCUAAACGCUGCCUGCAGAACUGCAUUGCCAUGAACACUUCCUUCCCCUUCAGGAUAUUCAAGAGAAACUUCCCAGGAAUUUCACGAUCAACCUACUACAACUGGAGAAGAGAAGCCCUGCUAUUCAAUCGGGGAUACAAAGGCACCGGCGGGAGCAGUGAAGACAGUUCAGAUGCCGACAAGAGCGAGAGCCCAAAAGGUCAGGUGCUGAUGCUGCCUGGCUUUACUCAACCCACCGUGCCGAAGUUGAGGGUCUGGGGACAGAAGCACAGAAGAUUCAGGCUGGCUUAUCUGAGUAACAAGCAGUUAAGAGAAGCUGCAAAGUUGUAUGUUCAGAAGUCUAACUGGUCCUUGACAAAAUUCAAGCUCAAGUUCCCCUCCAUCUCCUCGUGCUUCUAUUGGCUGUGGCGUAGCUGCCAAAACCACAAGACAAAGAAGGUGAUGACCACCCAGGUUGCAGAGGUCAAUGUCCCACAGAGCACAGAAAGUAACGCCAACAAGACAACAGAGAAACAGGAUGGGCUCCCAUUUGUCCAAAUCCCACAGUACCUGGAAUGUUCUGCCGUGCCUUCUUUCGACGCCCCGCAGCUAAAGCAUCCCUUCCCCAGCAGGGUGCCCACAGAGGAGCAGAUGUUGUCAGUGGAUGUCGUAGCUCUCGCCAACUUCAAGGCCAAAGCCAAGCUGUUCCUUCAGCAGCGUUUCGAGGAGAAGUCCUUCCCCACAUUCAAAGAAUUUCGAUCCCACUUCCCAUUCACCGCACGCUCAACAUACUACAUGUGGAAGCGAGCUUUGUAUCAUGGCGUGUCACUGGUUCAUGGGUAAAUCGGUGUAAGCUUGAAGUAAUCUAAACUACCUGCAGUGUUAAAUCCCUGCUAAGUAAAUUGGCUUAGCCUUGUCUUGGAUCAUUUCGACCUCCUGGACAUUUGCACGUGUGUA